Molecule: messenger RNA, 4370 nt
Organism: Capsicum annuum
Lineage: Eukaryota; Viridiplantae; Streptophyta; Magnoliopsida; Solanales; Solanaceae
Exons: 11
Coding region: 225-4058 (1277 amino acids)
Biological process (GO): negative regulation of DNA-templated transcription
Molecular function (GO): acyltransferase activity, transferring groups other than amino-acyl groups; transcription corepressor activity
Source: RefSeq, a predicted model, not a curated record
GAGAUUAAUUGUGUUCAAGUAUUUUGGGACAAAUCGUGCUACUAUUAGAUUUGAGGGGGUUAGAUUGAAUUGGCAAGUUUGCAACCCUUGGCGAGUAGAAUAACAGGUUUGGAGGCUUAACAAAGUAGAAGAAAAAAAGAUGAGGCAUUGACAUUGGGAUUGAGCAAAUUAAUUAACAAUACAGCAGCAAUCGAGCAAAGUAGUAUGAAAUUUAUCUUUUGACAAUGGCCGUCACUGAAAAACCCGUCAAGAUUAAAACUCUUCCCAAACUCCAACUUCAUCAAGAGGUCGAGGUGAGGAGUAUUGAAAAUGGAUUCCUGGGUUCAUGGCACUUGGCUACUGUAAUUGCUUCUUAUGAUUUGGUUCGUCAAGUUCAAUACCAUCACCUUCUGUCUGAUGACGGUUCUAUCAACUUGAUUGAAUCCGUCAAGGUUUCUCCCAUGGUUGAUGGAGUUAUUCCUGCUGAAAAUAUAUCAGUUACCUAUCGUGGCAACAUUAGGCCUUCACCACCUCCACUUCAAUUUGGGAGAUGGCUUCUAUCUUAUGGGCAAUGUGUUGAUUUGUUUUAUCAAGAUGCUUGGUGGGAAGGUGUAAUAUUUGACCAUGAAGAUGGUGCCGAGGAGCGGAGAAUUUUCUUUCCAGAUAUGGGUGAUGAAAUGAAGGCUCAAGUCGAUAAUCUACGUAUAACUCAUGAUUGGGAUGAGGUUUCAGAAGAAUGGAAGCCUCGUGGUAGCUGGAUGUUCCUUGAAAUAAUUGAGGAGAUUGAGCAUGUGCACCCCCUUUUGGUCUCACUGAAACAAAUUUGGUAUGAAGUGCGGGAGAAGAAUGGCUACGAAAAUCUCAAGGAGUGGACAUCUACUUCGAGGGAUAUCUGGAGGAACUUGAUAAAGGAAGUUGUGCAUGAAAAUACCAAGUUAACCGUCAAGCAAAUUCUUCAUCAGUUGAACACUUCACCAGACUUUGUAGAGGGAGGCCAAUUGGUAGAAUUUUCAGAACCCACUCUUCAGGCUAUACUCAAGGUUGAAACAUACUUUGAUAACUUAGCCAUUGUACCUUUUGUUGAAGCCAUUUGCAGUUCAGUUAGUGGGGAGAUGCUGUGUAUGAACCGGGAUGUAUCAUGUCUUCAGCCUGUAGAAAAACAACUUGUUUCAGAGGAUUUUGCACCAAUCUCAGAGGAUGUUCCAUUGAAGGACAGUGUUGUGUUUAGCUCAGUUCUGCCAAGCCUAGAAGAACAACCAGCUGUAUCACCUAAUGCUUUGUCAGUUUUACAUCCCCCUAAAAAUGAAAUCUCUGGGACUUUGUCAAUUACUAAGAGUAACGGACUGAAUUUUGACUCUUCCAAUAAGAUACUUUCUAGAAAGAGGAAGCGACUUGAAUCGAGGACCAUCGGCCAUGUAGCUAAGUUUUGUUCUGGUACAGUUUCUGAGUACAAUGAUAAUUAUAUGUCGAACUACAUGCCCCUAAAGUCCUUGCAAAAACUUAAGAAACAUUUAUUUUAUUUAGGAUGGAAAAUUGAGCAAGCAGAGGAUUGCAGCAUCCCUAGGACACGGUACAUUGCUCCUGAUGGGAAGAUAGUACACUCACUUCGUCAAGUUUGGAAGAUGUUGGAAAAGUCAGAAACUUGGGGUGAAGGGAAAAAAACAUCAUAUGAGGGCCUGGCAAAAACACAGAUAUGUAGUGAGGUAUCUGAUGACCUCAAUCUGUCUACUUGCCUGGCAAAAACAGAGACAUGUAGUGAGGUAUCUGAGCUGGCAUAUACUUCUCAAGAACCAAUCAUUGAUCCUGAAAUCUGCCCUCAAGCUGUAAUUGACUAUUGUUCACUGCGAUCACCAGACAAUCCUUCUUAUAACAAGUUGAAUAGUGGGGAAAAGAAGUAUAUAACCAUAAAAGCUAAAAAGCACCUAGCUGCAAUAGGAUGGCUAUUUUAUUAUCAUUGGAAAAGGGACAAGAGAGAACUCCGGUACUUUUCUCCUCAUGGGAAAACAUUCUUCUCUCUUAUAAGGGCAUGUAGAUGGUGUAUGCAACAGUGGGAAGCUGAGGGCCAGUUGCGUGAAUCAUUUUCCCCGUCAACUGUUCUGGAGUUUCAGGGGAAUUUGGCACCUCAGAGGACCUCGUGUAAGAAGAUAUCAAGAACGACAGUUUCUGUCAUGCCACUUUCGAAAGAACCUGCGCAGCUUAAUAAAGUCACAAUUUGUGAAAUCAGCAAAACAAAAAAGAAGAGUAAUCACGGUGACAAAAAAGAGAUUUAUGAAGGUGGAUGGAACAUGCUGAAAAAAGGAAAUGGAUCCAGAUCUUCACGAACAGUAACAGAUGGUAUAGAAUCUCAGUCUUCAGCUCGUCUGUUGCGCUCAAGUAAAAGAGCUCGGCAGGCAACACCUUCUUUUUCCUUGCAUCAUACACCUCGAACAGUUUUAUCUUGGCUGAUUGACAAUAAUGUGGUUCUUCCCCGUGCCAAAGUGCAGUAUCGUGGGAAAAAAGAUUGCCGUCCGAUGGCAGAAGGGCGGAUCACUCGUGCAGGGAUCAAAUGCAAGUGCUGCCAAAAAGUUUAUGGAAUUAGCAACUUUGAGGUGCAUGCUGGAAGCAGCUAUCACAGACCUUCAGCAAGUAUAUUUUUGGAAGAUGGAAGAUCUCUUGUUGAUUGUCAACUGCAGAUGAAAGAAAAGAGUUGUGUAAGAAACAUGAGGAAGAGACCACGCUCGUUGAAGAAGGGCAGCCACUUGGGCACAAAUGAUUACGUGUGUUCUGUAUGCCAUUACGGUGGUGAAUUACUUCUGUGCGAUGAAUGCCCAUCUUCAUUUCAUACUGGUUGCCUUGGAAUGAAGGAGGUCCCAGAUGGAGAGUGGUUUUGCCCAUCAUGCUGUUGUGAAAUGUGUGGCCAGAGCGGAUUCGAUAAAAACAAAGACCGCUUUACAGACAGCAGUCUACUUAUAUGCUGUCAGUGUGAGCACAAGUAUCAUGUUCGCUGUGUGAGAAAUAAGGGUUUUCAAAAGCUGGAUUAUUUUCCUGUUGGAAGUUGGUUUUGCAGUAAGAGAUGUGAGCAGAUAAGUUUGGGUAUCCGCCAACUUUUGGCAAAGCCAGUUAUGGUGGGAAUUGAUAACCUCACCUGGACUUUAUUGAAAUACGUAGAACCUGAUGAUUUUGAUUCUGAUGCUGCUAAUGAUGAGUUCAUACUGGAGACUUAUAGUAAACUUAGUGUUGCUCUGGAUGUGAUGCAUGAAUGCUUUGAGCCUGUCAAAGAAUCUUACACAAGGAGAGAUCUUAUGGAAGAUGUAAUCUUUAAUAGAUGGUCAGAGCUGAAUCGCUUAAAUUUUCAGGGUUUCUAUACUGUGCUUCUGGAAAGAAAUGAUGAAGUGAUUACAGUAGCGACUGUAAGGGUUUAUGGAGAAAAGGUCGCCGAGGUUCCUCUUGUGGCAACACGAUUUCAGUUCCGCCGACUUGGAAUGUGUCGCAUCUUAAUGAAUGAGCUUGAAAAGAAACUCAUGGAAUUAGGAGUUGAGAGGCUAGUUUUGCCUGCUGUCCCCACCGUGCUAAACACAUGGACCACUUCAUUUGGUUUCUCAGCAGUGAAAGAAUCUGAGAGACUAAACUUCUUGAAUUACACUUUCCUUGAUUUCCAGGGUACAGUAAUGUGUCAGAAACUCCUCCAGAAUAUCUCUCCAGAGGUAUCAAAUGGAUUAACAGAAGCUUAUCAAGCUCAGCUUCACCGCAUAAACAGCAAGGAGAAUGUUGAGUUGGAUGGGAACAGUGCGCUCUCUGAGGUCUUCCAGGCUGAGCAAAUUGAGGGGAGUGAAAUUGUGGACCAAGGUUCUACAGAUGCACCUGGAGGAUGUGAAACCAAUAAUACGGAUGCUCCAGCUCCUCUCAUUAUUGUGGCAAACCAACAAGCUCCUCUUGGCUGCCUGUCUUGCCAGGAUGAGACUAGUCUGCAAUACCGAGCUGAAGUUACUGAUAGUAAGGUUUUAGAAAAAACCGGCAUUGGCCAAUUCAAAUGUUACAAGCGGAGAAGAAGAUAUCAGCCUGUGGAAGCUAAGCUGGUUUUGGAAGGAGUAACUAUCUAGUUGCUGGUAGACUUAGAGAAAGAGGACACCACCAUGGAACAGUGGCAUCGCUUUGAAGGCCAAAUAUUUUUGUUCAUUAACCUUAAUUUUUUUCGUCUUAAACUAGAGAAUUCAAGGACUGUUGGUCUCCAGCUCGUACAUAUGUUCAUGUACAGCUAUCUCUAGGUACCAUUAGCUAAUAUUUGAUCUUUUCUUAUCCAGACAGUACAAAUGUAUAGAACCGUCAGUCCACAGCUUGCAAGUAUUCAAUGGCGCUCUGCGAAUGUAACUCUGUCCAGGCCAAUCAUUUAAUAAAGCAGAAUGUUUGAGAAA